Molecule: messenger RNA, 5100 nt
Organism: Tachysurus fulvidraco (yellow catfish)
Lineage: Eukaryota; Metazoa; Chordata; Actinopteri; Siluriformes; Bagridae
Gene: tmcc3
Product: transmembrane and coiled-coil domain family 3
Exons: 4
Coding region: 400-1788 (462 amino acids)
Cellular component (GO): endomembrane system
Source: RefSeq, a predicted model, not a curated record
GGGGCGAGUGUCGGUGAGCGCGCGGAGGGGCGCGUGAACACUUAGAAUAAUAAUGAAUGUAUCGGCUGAGUCGGUGCUUCGGUUUCAGCUUGAGCUCGAGCGCAGUCGGAUUAUCAUCACGAGGGGCAGAGAGAAGGAGAGUGUGUGUGUUUCUAGAGAAAGGAAGCAAGAAAGAAAGAAAGAAAGAAAGAAAGAAACAGAGAGAGAGAGAGAGAGACAGACAGACAGAGAGAGAAAGCAAGCGCGCGCGCGCCCCGUUCAUUCCACUCAAAUAAUGUAGACGAAAGCAGCAGAGACGCCGAGUGAUACUGUGUUUAUAGCGGAAAGUAUGUUCACAGUGUCGGUGCUGCAGCUGGGAAAAGUUCAACUCAGACCCCUACAGAAGACUUCAGGGAGAAAAUGUCGGAGCGAGCAACCGAGGGGGUCAUUCAGCCAGGCGUGAUGCAGCGCGGAGUUUCAGACUUGUGUCUGGAGCUUGAGGCUGAUGCGACUGUUCGAGAUGGAACACGUCCCCGGCUGGGUCUGGACAACCUGCAACAGAAGAUGUUGAAGGUGACUGAACAGCUGCGUAUCGAGCAGGCCUUGAGGGACGAGAAUGUGGCAGAGUACCUGAAGCUCAUUGAUACCGCUGACAAGCAGCAAAGCAGUCGCAUCAAGCAUGUGUUCGAGAAGAAGAACCAGAAGUCCGCACAGAGCAUCGCACAGCUGCAACGCAAGCUCGAGCAAUACCACCGGAAGAUCAAGGAAUGCGAUACUGCCGCCUCGGCCAACGGCACCAAACAGGCACAGAUGCCUAGUAAAGAUGUUAAAGAAGCUAAAGAAGCAUCCAGGGACAGCCUGAAAGACUGCGUCAAGGAAACAGGGGCCAGAAGUGCAUGUACCCGAAACCAACAUUUGGACAAGGUGAAGACAGUGGGCCCAGGGGUCUCACUCUCGCCACCGUUCUUCUUCAACAAGUCACGAGGCAUCGCCAGCCUCAUCCGCAACAAAUUUGGCAGCGCUGACAACAUCGCACACCUGAAGAGCACAAUGGAGACGGGAGGCGGGCUGAGAGCCGAGGGGGCGGGACGAGCACUGAGCGGCAGCGCCACGCUAACGAGCAAGCCAAAGUAUCCGAGCGACGAUGAGUGUUCAACAGGCACAUCAGCUUCAGCAGAGAGCAGUGGGCACGGCGGACAGGCCGAGGACGGACAGGUGGAGAGUGUAAGCAGACUUAGUGAUGCUCUGGAGGAGGUCAGGGAGCUUCGAGACGCACAGGGUCACCUCACCGAGGACAUCGAAAGUCUGAGGAACCAAGCCAAACGUAAUUACGGCUUCAUCUCCCAGAUGUUGCAGGAAGAGCGCUACAGGUGUGAACGACUAGAGGAUCAGUUGAACGACCUGACGGAGCUGCAUCAAAACGAGACCACCAACCUGAAGCAGGAACUAGCCAGCAUCGAGGAGAAAGUAGCCUACCAGGCCUACGAGCGAGCCCGUGACAUGCAGGAGGCAUUGGAGGCGUGUCAGACACGGCUCAGUAAGUUGGAGUUACAGCAGCAGCAGCAACAGUUGGUGCAGCUGGAGAGCACAGACGCCAAACUGUUACUUGGAAAGUGCAUCAACAUUAUGCUGGCCAUCGCCACGGUGAUCCUGGUGUGCGUCUCUACGGCGGCCAAGUUCACGGCACCACUACUGCGCAGCCGCCUGCAUGUGCUCGCCACUUUGGCAUGCAUGUGUUUGCUUGCACUAGGCUGGAGCCACUGGGAACAUGUUCAGUGCGUGGUGGAGCAAAUUCUUCUGACCAGAUGAAGGAGGCAGCCCUGCGCAUGUGUGUGUGUGUGUGUGUGUGUGUGUGUGUAUGUUUCAGAUUAUGAUUCGGGACACUGGUACACGGGUCAGGACUAUUCCGAUUUAACUUUACAUCUUUACACAAACUUAAGAUUUGUGUGUGUGUGUGUGUGUGUGUGUGUGUGUGUGUGUGUGUGUGUGUGUGUGUGUGUGUGUAUGUUUAUCUGCUCCAGGACUCUGUAGGAGGUGCUGAGGUUUCCAUCUCAGUAACUGUACUGUAUUAUUUGUUCUGGUUCGUGCAACAUGCAAAUGUGGAGGAAUUCUCAGAAGUGCAAGGAAACUUGAGUCUAUAAUUGUUUUAUAAUGAGGUUAAUAUCCUCCUUGUGACCACAGUAUGCAGUCCAAAGUAGAAAUAAUUGGUUUGGCUCCAAUGUUUACUUUUACUUUGCCAGAAUUUCUUUACUGUUCAGGGUGAAGUGGGUAGAGCUAACCUUCGAUAAGGGUUUGGUAUGCUUUACUCUCACCAAUGACGAGCAGUCUAGGGAGCGAAAGCAAAUGUAGCAUGCGGAAACUACUGUGUUAAUUGUGUAAUCGAGUAGCGGAAUAGAGAAUAGGGCCAUACUCACACCAUGCACCUACUCCCUGGGAAUGCAAUAGUCUGGAGUUGUAAAUGGAUACGGUUUACGGUGAGGUGAGGGAUGUUUAUUUAUCUAUUUAAUUAAAUCACUCCUAGUGGUCGAAUCCUUAAAACUCUGUCAAUGAUCAUGUUUUGAUUCACUGUUCUGUGUACUUACAGUCCUGGUGUAAAUAUGUUCACCUGCACCUUGUGUGGUGGAAGUCUUUAUGGACAACUUUUCCUUUAGAGCAGGAAUAAACCAAAGCUCAGCAUUCACCAGCUCUCAUAAAUGCAGUGUGAUGCUCACCUUCAACUGUGCAAGUACACUGUGUGUGUAGGUAGGUGUGUGUGUAGGUGUGUGUGUAGGUGUGUGUGUGUGUGUGUAGGGGUGUGUGUGGAUGUAUGUAGGGGUGUGUGUGGAUGGGUGUGUGUGUGUGUGUAGGUGUGUGUGUGGAUGUAUGUGUGUGUGUGUGUGUGUGUGUGUGUGUGUGUGUGUGUGUGUGUGUGGUUAAGCCUUGAAUUAAGCAGUGGAAUGCUGAGCUGUGUAAUAGAGUGAAAUGUAGGUCUUUUUAAAUGAAGGUUUUAAGGACUAUUUUUAUACCUCUGUUAUUCAGAAUCUGUUUUGAUGAGUCUGUGAAUACACUGAUUAACUGUCUCUCAUGGUGUUUGUGUCUUCAUCACCUCCUUUCAAAUUUGUAGGACAAACACCUUUGGUAAUGUUCUACUAUACAUUUGCUUUUCUUGCUGAAUGACUGAUUACAAUCUUUCUAAUCUAAUCUGCGAAUCUGUAACUUCAGACCACUUUAUGGAUGGAGCACACUUCAUUAAUUGGGUUCAACCCAUAAUAAGCAAUCAUUUCACUUCCCAGAUGUAGUUGAUCAGCCAGAUUAGGUUUGGUGUAUGUCUGUUUCUUUAAUUCGACACUAGAGCUGAUGCCAAGGAAGCAGUGAAGAUUUAGAAGCAGCAUACCUAUAAAUAUUGUCGCAUCACUGUUGGAACUGAGCAUCCAGGAAGUCUCCAUGGUGUUCACCAGACGUUUAACACAGGUAAUGUCUGACCCAGUAACCGCAUGCUUGUGGUGAUUUUUUUCCGAUGCACUGAACACACAUCUGUAUGAGCCUGUAUGAGCACAGGUCUUGCCACAUGGCUCAGUUUAUCACUUAUAUUGGGAAGAAGCGGCUUGGCAGUGAACAUUGUGCAGGAAAAUGAGUGAAAAUCCACAUAGCCAGUGGACCACUGAUCAGCUAAAUAUUGAUGACUGAACUAUUCUGAGGAGAUAAUAAUAAACAUGACAACACACGACAUGGUGGAGAACGAAUGAAAACGAUCACAAUGUGCAGUGUUGUAGGCUGACACAUGCUCGGGGGUGGUGGUAUACUAGAAAGAAUUGAACAAGUUUGUAGAGAUACAGUACGUAGGUGAAUGCUAAUCAAACUAACAAUGCUAAAGAAAACUAGUGGGAAAAAGUCUAGAGUUUCCUUCACAAAAUGAAACGAACACGCAGGCAGAGAAAACGAGUGAAGGUUGGCGUCAUCUUUGGGGAACAUCUAUUAACUUGAAGAAGAAGGAAAGAUGGCUGUGUGACAGCGGUGUGUAUACAGUGUGUGUGUGUGUAUGUGCAUAUAUAUAUAUAUAUAUAUAUAUAUAUAUAUAUAUAUAUAUAUAUAUAUAUAUAAAUAUAUAUAUAUAUGUAAAUGUGUAUGUUAUAGACUUUCACUGCUACUGUAAAAAUGUGUUUAUUUAAGAAUGAGAUAACUAUGACAAGAAAAACUGUUUAGUCCACAUUUGGGGGUUAAAAUGGCAAAAAAAAAAAAAAAGUCUUUACUUCACAGGUUUGUUACUACAUGUUUGUCUCCUUGUAGCUUAGAUGCAACAAAACAAUGUUACCUCAGUGUUCCUAGUCUCUCUGCAUGAACUUAAUGAGUUCAUUUUGGGUUUCACAGAAUGUAAAAGUGUUCCUGUUAACAGUAGCAUUUCUUUGUCGAUGCUUGAAUAAUUAGUAUUUUUCUCCCCUCUUGUGCUAGUUGAGAGAAAUACACUCAGAUGUGACGAUAACACCGUGUUGCCUGUCUAAAGCACUGGGGAGAAAUCAUUUUUUUUGGUAGUGGGAUUGUAGUUUGCAUCACUGCUUCAUUGUCACUGAGUUUUUGGCUGCAAGGACGUAAAACCACUAAACGAAACAGUAGUGGUUUCUAUAGAGUUCUGUAGUUAAAAAAAACCUGUCCCGAGUGUAGAGAGAGAAAAAUACAACCCCAAAAACUGCAAAUAAGUAAGAAUCCGGUGAUGUCUUAGAACAAACUAUACUAGCAAUGUCAUAAACAUGCAAACUGACUGGGAUUAGGAAUAUUCAAAGGAGAAAAUAAAGGAACAUUAUUUAGAACAUGUCAUUUGAUUCUAAAACUUUUUUUUAAAGAUGUUUAAGAAAUAAAACUUGAUGCAUGUAUCCAGUCACAUGUAAAAAACACAUUUAUUAUGCUAUUGCCAAGAAAAGACAGACAGUUCCUUAUAAUUCCAAGGUUCUAUUUUAAUAGUAAGGAGAGUAAAAAAAUAUUAUUCAUAGUUUAUAUUUAAAACCUCUUCCACUGGUCUCUUUUUCGCUGGAGAUUUUGUAAUUAUUGGACACAUAUUUAUUCGUAAAAUGUCAGACACACACACACACACACACACACACACACACACACACACACACACACACACACACACACACACACACACAA